Messenger RNA from Zea mays, 1709 nucleotides. Its product is annotated as putative O-Glycosyl hydrolase superfamily protein. The transcript is spliced from 3 exons. Gene Ontology annotation, molecular function: hydrolase activity, hydrolyzing O-glycosyl compounds. The record is from RefSeq and is a predicted model, not a curated record. Bases 247 to 1278 code for a protein of 343 amino acids. Gene Ontology annotation, biological process: carbohydrate metabolic process. Lineage: Eukaryota; Viridiplantae; Streptophyta; Magnoliopsida; Poales; Poaceae.
CCUUCCCUGCACGUAAACAGAGCGAGCGGUUAUGCUCGGCCAGCCUCUCGCCCGUUGCCUGCUCUGUGCCUUAUAUAAACGCAGCAGAGCACGGCAGCCGGAAGGGAGUUCAGACAUCAAUCAGGCGGAGGAGAGAAACUCCCGGCCAUUUCCAAGCACAAGAAGUGGGAAGAGAGAACAGGAGGGCGCUGAGCUCUCUGAUCGCUGUUCUGAGUGGUGGCGGCUGCAGCUGCCCGCGCGGCGAAGAUGGCUGCGCCAUGGCUUCUUGCUUGCAGCUUGCUGCUGCUCUCCCUGGCGACCUUUCACGGAGCUGAGGGCGCGAUCGGCGUGAACUACGGCAUGAUCGCCAACAACCUGCCGGCGCCGGAGCAGGUCGUCUCCAUGUACAAGGCCAAGAAUAUCAGCUACGUGCGUCUGUUCCACCCGGACACGACCGUGCUGAACGCGCUCCGCGGCUCCGGCAUCGGUGUCAUCCUGGGCACGCUGAACGAGGACCUCCCGCGCCUGGCGUCCGACCCGUCCUUCGCCGCGUCGUGGGUGGCCACCAACGUGCAGCCCUUCGCCGGCGCUGUCCAGUUCCGGUACAUCAACGCGGGCAACGAGGUAAUCCCGGGGGACCCGGCGGCGCAGGUGCUCCCGGCCAUGAAGAACCUGGAGUCGGCGCUCCGGUCCGCGGGGGUCGCGGGCGUCCCCGUCACGACGGCCGUGGCCACCAGCGUGCUCGGCGCGUCGUACCCGCCGUCCCAGGGCGCCUUCUCCGAGGCGGCCACGACGGUGAUGGCGCCGCUCGUCUCGUACCUGUCGUCCAGGGGCGCGCCGCUGCUGGUGAACGUGUACCCGUACUUCGCCUACUCGGGCAGCGGCGGGCAGGUGGCGCUCGGGUACGCGCUGCUGUCGGGCGCCGGCGCCGGCGCCGCGUCGACGGUGACGGACGGCGGGGCGGUGUACACUAACAUGUUCGACGCGAUCGUGGACGCGACGCACGCGGCGGUGGAGAAGGCCGGGGUGCAGGGGCUGGAGCUGGUGGUGUCGGAGACCGGCUGGCCGUCGGCCGGCGGCGAGGGCGCCAGCGUGGAGAACGCGGCGGCGUACAACAACAACGUGGUGCGGCACGUCGACGGCGGCACCCCUCGGCGGCCCGGGAAGGCCCUGGAGACCUACCUGUUCGCCAUGUUCAACGAGAACGGCAAGGCCGAGGGCGUGGAGCAGCACUUCGGCCUCUUCCAGCCGGACAUGAGCGAGGUCUACCACGUCGACUUCACGGCGGGAUCCCCCUAGGGAGGCUCACCCGCUUCUGUGUUUACUUUAUUUAUGUAGUAGGAAUGAUCAUUCUUCAUUCAGAGACUGAUCGACUUCAUCGGAGCUGCUCGAUACUCGAGCGGCGCGGAUAGGCUUACUGCGUACUGGUAGUAUUGUUGGAGACUUGGAGUAGCAUUACUAUCGACGUGAUUCAUUACAGUGCAUGUCGUUACACGGCGCCAUGGAUUUAUCUUCUCUGUUCAGCACUGUCGUCAAGUGGCGAAAUCAGGGUACUAUGAGAUCGUAGAAUCAAGAAGAGAGUACAUAGACGAUUUAUAGAGAUCAAGGCUGUGGAAGCCUAAUACUCUAUACCUUUUUUGACGGAUGAAUUGACGAAGACGAAGAUAAAAAAGAUUGCACGCUUAGAUGUUGUAUGAUCUAGAUGACUGAAAAGCUCACCUUUUUCUUUC